CCGGCGUGUGCGCGCGCACGUCUCUCCUCUCCACUGUCGGCUGAGCUGCUGUCCUCUCCAUCCACACAGAGACUAUGGCUGUUCCUCCCACAUAUGUGGAUCUGGGCAAAUCUGCCAGAGACAUCUUCACCAAAGGAUAUGGAUUCGGUCUCAUUAAACUGGACUUGAAAACGAGGUCAGAGAAUGGACUGGAGUUCAAGAGCUCCGGCUCGGCCAACACAGAGACCAGUAAAGUAGCAGGAACUCUGGAGACCAAGUACAAGUGGGCUGAACACGGCCUGACCUUCACUGAGAAGUGGAACACGGACAACACUCUGGGCACAGAGAUCACCCUGGAGGACCAGCUGACCAAAGGGCUGAAGCUUACAUUCGACUCCUCCUUUUCUCCAAACACUGGUAAGAAGAGUGGUAAGAUCAAGAGCAGUUACCAGCGCGAGCACAUUAACCUGGGCUGUGACGUGGACUACGACAUCAACGGGACGGCGGUGCACGGAGCGCUGGUGCUGGGCCUGGACGGAUGGCUCGCCGGGUACCAGAUGACCUUCGAGGCCGGCAGGAACCGCAUCACACAGAGCAACUUCGCUGUGGGAUACAAGACCGACGAGUUCCAGCUCCACACCAAUGUGAAUGACGGCACAGAGUUCGGCGGCUCCAUCUACCAGAAGGUGAACGAUAAUCUGGAGACGGCGGUGAAUCUGGCCUGGACCGCCGGGAACAGCAACACUCGCUUCGGCAUUGCAGCCAAAUACCAAAUCGACAGCGACGCGGCCUUCUCGGCCAAAGUGAAUAACUCGAGCCUUGUCGGGCUGGGAUACACUCAAACUCUGAAGCCUGGUAUUAAGCUGACCCUUUCUGCUCUUCUGGAUGGCAAGAACAUUAACGCCGGAGGCCACAAGAUGGGUUUGGGUCUGGAGUUUGAGGCAUAAGAAGCUGUGGAUUGCUCCGAUCCUGACUUCAUUUAAUAUUACACACUUUAUUUUCUAUCCCCACACCCUCACACACCUUAUUUCUCCUGAGCAGGAACACACACGGUAUACCUGGAGACAUGUAUGCAUUAGCAGCGGCUCACUUUCCCAGAGAGAAACACUAUUAGAGAAGAGCGCUCCCCGGUUUAUAAGAUGUUUUGUCUUCAACACACUCUGCGUUAUUUAUUUCAGUGUUCAUACUUUACAGAUGCUCAUUUCUUUGUGGAAGUUUACGUCAGAAAACACUAGAUUGACAUUCCUGAUCUUCAGAAAGAGAGCCUGCAGCUCUUUAUGAUAGAUUCCACACGUUUGGGUGCGUCUCAUGUCUCCGUCUGGUGUGUGUGUGCGAGUAAUCCACAUGUGUGUCGUUGUUUUAGCGCUGCAUACUACCUGCUGCGUCCGUGCAGAGCUCCUGAAAACAGAAGUGUGUGUCGGGAAGAGCACGAGUGACGUGCAGUUCUGGAUGUAGGCUUGUCUUCCAUUGUUACAUGUAGGAUUAGGAAGCUGUGGAUUUAGCAGGAUGGAGUCCUUCCUUACGUUGAAUAAAACGUUCGACCUGUAUCACACCUA
Danio rerio (zebrafish) is the source of this 1535-nucleotide messenger RNA. It is a transcript of the gene vdac1, whose product is annotated as voltage-dependent anion channel 1. The record is from RefSeq and is marked provisional. Lineage: Eukaryota; Metazoa; Chordata; Actinopteri; Cypriniformes; Danionidae. Gene Ontology annotation, biological process: transmembrane transport; monoatomic anion transmembrane transport. Gene Ontology annotation, cellular component: membrane raft; plasma membrane; mitochondrial outer membrane. Gene Ontology annotation, molecular function: voltage-gated monoatomic anion channel activity.